Hydractinia symbiolongicarpus is the source of this 2588-nucleotide messenger RNA. RefSeq names its product caspase recruitment domain-containing protein 11-like. Gene Ontology annotation, biological process: regulation of apoptotic process. NCBI's taxonomy places the organism in Eukaryota, Metazoa, Cnidaria, Hydrozoa, Anthoathecata, Hydractiniidae. The coding region runs from base 239 to 2425 and encodes 728 amino acids. The transcript is spliced from 6 exons. The record is from RefSeq and is a predicted model, not a curated record.
ACGCGUGGGAAGAGAAGGACGACCUGUUGUAAUUACUGUCAUCAUUAAAUAUAGUCGUUAAAGCUUCUUAGUUUAAUCGAUUUCUAUGUCUUAGAAACAAAAACGUUUUUAAUUGUUUAAAAAACAUCAAAUCGAAACUUCUACAACUUUUGUUUAACAUCUAUAGUAAGACAAGCAACACGUAUGUCGGAGAAACACAAACCUUGGAUUCAUCAUUGUUGAUAAUCAGAUCGCUAAAAUGGAGGACAGUGGCGAUGAUUAUCGAGAGUUACUCGAGAAACACCGAGUUGAAAUUGUCAAAAGUUUGGACCUCGACCGCCAGUAUAUGCUAAGCCAUUUGAGAAGUAAAUUCGUUUUAGACGACGAAGACAGCCAAAUGAUUUUAAAUGCUGGGUCAAGCAGACAGCAAAAGACAUCGAAAUUCAUAGAUAUAUUGGCUACAAAAGGACCACGCGCGUUUAGUUAUUUUAUACAAGGCCUUGAGAUCGAUCAUCCACACUUGUAUGAAGUGGUUACGGGCCAAAGACCUCUCGGUAAAUAUCCGAACACCACUCCAUCACAAGUAAUACCUUGGUCAGUUUUAACCGAUAAACAGUUGCUGGACUAUGAUCGGGAAUAUCUUGUAAAAGAACUCGCAAAGAUGUCCGAAGCAAACACGACCAUGGCAUAUAUGCAGAAAAAGCUAAUGACCGAAAAACACCUUGUCGAAAAGAAAUACGAAGAACUUAUGAACGAACGUGUCAAUCAGGACGCUGUCAUUAAAGACAUGCAGGCCGAGCUUGAUCGAAAACUCGAAUCCUCAGUGAGAAAAACAGACGAUUGGAAGGAAUUGCAAAAAUAUGUUAACCAUUGCCAAGAUCUGACUCGAGAUAGUGUCGAAAAAAGCAACAUAAUUAUAAAUUUACAAUCCCGGCUUUUGGCUGUUACCGAAGAUAUCGAGAACAACACCAAGCGAAACGAAGAACUACGAAGGAAAAACGAAAGCCUUAUGCAACAAGUACGGGAUUUAACGAUUAAUUACGACUGGCAACGAACACAAUCUAAGCGUUUAUACGCGCAAGUCGAUCAAAAUAACGAUGCUUUAAGAAAAGCCAACAGCACGCAGAAUGAAACGUAUCAAUUGAAGUUCCAACUGGCACAUGUUACUGAGGAGCGCGACGAAGCUCUCCAUCGCAUGAACGAAUUUAAGAAUGUUAUGCAAGCUUUGAACGUCAAACUUGACAUGUUGCAACAGGAGAAGAGUAGUAAAGAACUAACUCGUGGUCAGGUAUCUGAACAACACUUGCAGAUGAAAGAAAAUAUAAAUAAGCUUGAAGAAGAGCUAAAAGAGGAAAAAAACAGAGUCGAGUCGUUUCGACGUCGAAACGAAAAGUUGCGGCGGGAGAUCGAAACGCACAAGGAACAACGCGAUUUCUACCUCACGGAGAGAGAGCACGCAAUAAGGAAUCGUGACCAAGUCAUGAAAGAACGUGAUGAGGCAUUGCGCUUUAACAAAGAGUUACAGAAAUCCCGAGAUGAGGCUGUGAGAAAGCAGAUUGAAAUGGCUUCUCAGUUUGAAAAAAGAUCUGCUGAUGCGGCUUUAGAAUUAGAAAACUUGCGGGAAGAGAAUAAGAAAAUGGAACUAAGUAAAAUGAUGUACCAGAACGACUUGAACAAAUUAAAAACAGAAUCAAAAGAGAGCAAUUUAAUUAAACCUUCUGAUGAAUCCUCCACUUUCAACUCCGAUGAUGAGACUCAAGAAGAUGAAACGACGGAAACCGCAUACCCAUGGAGGGAUCGAACCAAAACAGAAGUGCUACAGAGUGCUUACAGAAAGCUGGACAAGAAAAACAAACCAAAUCCACACCAACUGAAACCUUUGAAAUACAGGGAGAUGUUUAUGGUGUACGAUACACUUAGUGGCUUGAAGUCACCCGUCUCUGAAGUUAUGGAGAGUCAAUUGCUAUUUACAGGCGCCAAUGCUUCUGCAAAGGUGGAAAAGAGUGAGUUAGGCGUGACGAAAAAAGCUGACAAGAAGUCGAAUACGAGACACCAUUACCAUACCAUUCAAAACCUUUAUCCGGUGAAUACUGGGUACGAUAUGACGCAACAUCUGCAGUACACAGCUGCUGAAGUACCAUCCAACGGAGGUUUUUUAUCAAAAUCAUUUGAUGAUUCGCAACACCGCAAAGUAUCGCGACAACCUGCAAUGAGUCCAGAAUUAUCCAAACGGAGGAGUGCUUCCAUGCUACCGUUACCGAAGUCAGGUAAUUUCUCAGCAAAUGAAUUGUUUGAUGGAAUGCCAAAAAGUCCAAAACCGGAACCAAGAGUAAGGGCUAAUGCAAUCGCUGAUUCACGUAACACACACCGGAAAUCAUAUCCAAACGAUGAGGGAAAAAAAAUGACGCGAAGAGCUAGUGAGCCGUGCUUGUAUAGUGGUAAUUAGAAUUGUGAACGGUAUUUAUCUAAGCAUGAUUUGAGGAAAAUGUAGGGGCGGAGACAGGAGACACAUUUGAAAGUCCCGUUGUGUAUAUAACUGAAAUUACUUGACAGUAUUUUGUGAUAUUUAUUAAAAAUGUACUUUUAUUAAAAUACACUUAUUCAUAAUA